Molecule: messenger RNA, 1527 nt
Organism: Aedes aegypti (yellow fever mosquito)
Lineage: Eukaryota; Metazoa; Arthropoda; Insecta; Diptera; Culicidae
Product: vitellogenic carboxypeptidase
Exons: 1
Coding region: 60-1475 (471 amino acids)
Biological process (GO): proteolysis
Molecular function (GO): serine-type carboxypeptidase activity
Source: RefSeq, a predicted model, not a curated record
AGUAUUACGAUGCCAGUUGUCUUUUGUGGCCCUUCGUUGUUAAGUGUAAUCGAACAAGCAUGGUGAAAUUCCAUUUACUAGUGCUGAUUGCGUUCACCUGCUAUACAUGCAGCGACGCAACCUUAUGGAAUCCGUACAAGAAGCUAAUGCGAGGAUCGGCGUCUCCUCGUCGUCCAGGUGAAAGUGGUGAACCUUUGUUCCUGACUCCACUGUUGCAGGAUGGCAAAAUUGAAGAGGCUCGCAACAAAGCCCGCGUCAACCAUCCCAUGUUGAGCUCAGUGGAAAGCUACUCCGGUUUUAUGACCGUUGAUGCCAAGCACAACUCCAAUUUGUUCUUCUGGUAUGUUCCAGCGAAGAACAACCGCGAACAAGCGCCCAUUCUUGUUUGGCUGCAAGGAGGUCCAGGUGCGUCAUCGCUGUUUGGAAUGUUCGAAGAGAAUGGACCGUUCCAUAUUCACAGGAACAACUCAGUGAAGCAACGUGAAUAUUCCUGGCAUCAGAACCAUCACAUGAUCUACAUCGAUAAUCCAGUUGGAACGGGAUUCAGUUUCACCGAUAGCGAUGAAGGUUACUCCACCAACGAAGAACACGUGGGUGAAAAUCUGAUGAAAUUCAUUCAACAAUUCUUCGUGCUGUUCCCCAAUCUGUUGAAGCAUCCAUUCUACAUCUCCGGUGAAUCUUAUGGUGGAAAGUUUGUUCCUGCCUUCGGUUAUGCCAUCCACAACUCCCAAAGCCAACCUAAAAUCAAUCUGCAAGGAUUGGCCAUUGGUGAUGGCUACACUGAUCCGCUGAACCAACUUAACUACGGAGAAUACCUGUAUGAGCUGGGCCUGAUCGAUUUGAACGGAAGAAAGAAGUUCGACGAGGAUACGGCUGCUGCCAUCGCCUGUGCCGAACGUAAGGACAUGAAGUGCGCCAACCGCCUUAUCCAAGGUCUGUUCGAUGGACUCGAUGGACAGGAAUCGUACUUCAAGAAGGUCACCGGAUUCUCGUCCUACUACAACUUCAUCAAGGGAGACGAGGAGAGCAAACAGGAUAGUGUCCUGAUGGAAUUCCUCAGCAACCCGGAGGUACGUAAGGGCAUCCACGUUGGUGAGCUGCCAUUCCACGAUUCCGACGGUCACAACAAGGUCGCGGAAAUGCUGUCUGAAGACACUCUGGACACCGUGGCUCCAUGGGUCAGCAAGCUGCUUUCGCACUACCGCGUGCUGUUCUACAACGGUCAGUUGGACAUCAUCUGCGCCUACCCGAUGACGGUCAACUUCCUGAUGAAGAUGCCUUUCGAUGGCGAUAGCGAGUACAAGCGGGCCAAUCGUGAGAUCUACCGCGUGGAUGGCGAAAUCGCCGGGUACAAGAAGCGGGCUGGUCGUCUGCAGGAGGUGCUGAUCAGAAACGCCGGACACAUGGUUCCGCGGGACCAGCCGAAGUGGGCUUUCGACAUGAUCACCUCGUUCACUCACAAAAACUACUUGUGAGGGAAAUGGUAAUGAUUUGGAUGAAUAAAGCUUUAAGCUGUAAUUAAAGAAA